Messenger RNA from Panthera uncia (snow leopard), 1521 nucleotides. RefSeq names its product CCDC163 homolog (gene CCDC163). Bases 485 to 1435 code for a protein of 316 amino acids. The transcript is spliced from 10 exons. Lineage: Eukaryota; Metazoa; Chordata; Mammalia; Carnivora; Felidae. The record is from RefSeq and is a predicted model, not a curated record.
GCAAGCUUCACGGUGGCAGUGUCAAUGCUCGUGCCGCUACCAGGGAAACGUAGUUCUACAGCCUCCAUCGCCGGUUGUUUCCGCGAGAGACAAACUCAGUUUCCCACGUGGCGCUGCGGCAGCCAGUCCGAGGUCGGGCUUUUCCGGCCUACAGGAGGGUUUGAACUGGGCAGUAGUCGCUGGCACAGGUUCGGAGUGAUGGUACCUGUGUCUUGGGUCUGGGAAGGUUUCGACCAAGAUUCGGCACUCUCAAUUCCCACCUGAUAAUUGAGUAUCAAAGCAUCCCGCUUUCCCCCUAGAGUCCCCAAGCGCUGCCCUCCUGACCAGUCCCAGUUUGGCUUGAUAACUGCAUCCCUCCCUACCUUUAGUAUUACAUCCCCACUCCCCACUUUCGAUCUGAAGUGUGGCCUUACUGGGCUGUGUCUCUGGUGUUCCGGGCUGGAAGAGCAAAGGCACAAGACGUCAGGGAGCCUUGCGGAAGGUUAUGAGUAGGAGCCUGAGCUGGUCUGAGCACCUCGACGUGCUUCUCAAUGCUACCGAUGGAAAUGUGGCCAGGAUUAAGCAGUGGCUGUAUCCUCUUGGAGUCUCCACAGCGGCAGGAGAUUUGGCUGGGACCUGGAUUUCCCCUCAUCACUUGCCUCCUCAGUCUGGAGUCCAUGCUCAACAGCCUUGGGCUCUAGAGACUCCCUUUGUCCCAGAGAGGCUGAGUUGGGGUAAGGCCCAUGGUGCAUCUUCUCUCUGGGAUGAAGUUAUUAUUCUCCAAUCCCAGCUUCAAUCCCAGGCUCAGGUGACUGAGACACUAAGACAGGCUGUGCAGGGGCUGCUGGAAGAGCAAAAGCAGCAGAAGUAUAAGAUCUGUACCCUGGAAGCAUCACUAAGGUUGCUGCAGGGGAGCCCAGAGCAGAGGGUCCUUCUCCUGGAUCAACUCCUGGAGGGGCUGAGAAGGGAACUGCAGGGUCUUCGAAGCCAGGUGCAGGAACAGGCCCAAGCCCAAAUACAAACAGGACCACAAAAACGUAGUGCUACGGGUUGCCUUCACCAAGAGCUGCAGAAUGAGUGUCAACUCCUGUGGGAGGAAUCAGAGAUUCUUCAGGAGGAGCUGAAAUUGCUGCAGGACCAGCUGAGCCAGCACCAGGAGCUGCUGCUGAAACAGAUGGCUGAAGGGGGGCAAGCUCAGGCCCACAGCUGGAAGAUGUUGGAGCAGCUGCAAAGUGGCAGGGAGGUCAAGGGUCACACCCUGGAGGCUGCCAGGACAGAGGUCCAGGAUGCCCGGCAGGAGCACAACCUCCUCAGGACCUCCAUUCACAUCCUCCAAUCUAAGUUGUCCCUGGCUGCCACCUUCACCAUGUCUCUUUCUUCAUCUCCCUCUGAAGUCAGUCUUCCAGACAGCAACAGUAGCUGGGAAACUAGAUCUCCAGAAGAGCACACUUUCUAACCUGGAGCCCAGCAGCUUUCAGCUUUAGGCCCAGAGCCUUGAGCAGGAGAACAUAUUCUUUAAGGGCCCCACAAUGUUCCUGAGUG